AUGGAUACACUGCGCCACAACUGCAAGGAAUUUCGUUACAAAACGAGGUACUUUUAUAUUGCACCGGCAUAUAAACCAUCUCUAGUUGAAGCAAAAACUCAUUCUAACGACUCUCUCUCGAGGAUACAGUACAACAAUGGUAACCACGAACUGACCGCCGGCAAACGUUACAGUAUUCUUCUACCACCGCCGAACGUGACCGGUGAGCUACAUUUGGGACAUGCUCUUACCUGCGCCAUACAAGAUGCUCUGAUCCGCUACGCAAGAAACAAUGGCAAAACACCGCUAUGGAUACCCGGCAUGGAUCACGCCGGGAUCGCAACGCAGGUUGUGGUCGAAAAGCGUAUACGAAAAAACCUUAAUGUGUCCCGACACGAGCUAGGAAGGGAACGCUUUCUGGAAGAAGUUUUACGGUGGAAAAAAGAAAAAGAAUGCAGCAUUCGAAGUGCCCUCCACCAGCUGGGAUGUUCCAUGGACUGGCACAGGGAGUACUUUACCAUGGACGAACAGCAGUCGGUCGCGGUGAAGGAAGCUUUUGUGCGACUCUUCGAAAGUGGCUUGGUGUAUCGCGACAAAUCGUUGGUGAACUGGUCAUGUAGUCUAGAAUCGGCCAUUUCGGACGUUGAAGUCGAAAGCUUGCAACUCGACGGUCCCACUGCGCUGGCUGUGCCAGGAUACGACAAAAGUGUUACGUUUGGGCAACUGGUGGACAUAGCGUACCGGGUGCAAGGAUCUACCGAGGAAAUCGUUGUCUCUACUACACGCCCAGAGACUUUUCUCGGUGACGUCGCGGUCGCCGUACACCCGGAGGAUGGACGGUACUCGCAUUUGCGUAACAAAAGUACCUUCCUCUGGCAUCCGGUGCGCAAAGAGGAUAUUCCGCUCAUCUUUGACGAGUCGGUCGAUCGAGCUUUUGGAACAGGGGCAGUUAAGAUAACGCCUGCCCACGAUAGGUUCGACUUUGAAAUAGCUCGCAAGCACCAAUUAGCCACGGUCGAAGUCCUGACCGAACAGGGAAUCAUUCGGGAGCAUUUCGAGCCCUUCUCCGGUUUGCCCCGAUACGAAGCACGCGAACGGUUAAUGGAUUAUCUUUCGAAGCUUUCGCUGCUGCGGGGCAUAAGGCCGCACGCCAUGGUAUUGCCGGUUUGUUCACGAUCAAAAGACGUGGUUGAGUUGUUACUACGGCCUCAGUGGUUCGUGCGGUGUCGAGAAAUGGCACAACGGGCGGUGGCAGCCGUGCAGGAAGGAAAGCUUCAAAUCAUACCAAAGGUGUUCGAACGUGAAUGGUUCCGAUGGCUGGAGGAUUGUCACGAUUGGUGCAUUUCCCGGCAACUUUGGUGGGGACAUCGAAUUCCUGCGUUUCGCGUGCAACACGCAGGUCGAACGCACUGGAUUGCUGCUCGGUCGUUAGGUGAGGCACAAGAAAAAUACGUCCGGCAAAUGCAGCAUCAAGCAGAAAACGUGAGCAACGAACCGAUAUCAGUGGAACAAGACACCGACGUACUAGAUACGUGGUUUUCUUCCGCCCUACUACCGUUCUCUACGACUGGUUGGCCUCGCGCAAAGUCACCCAAUAAGGAAGAAUAUCCUCUGGAUCUGAUGGAGACUGGACACGAUAUUUUGUUUUUCUGGGUGGCGCGUAUGGUAAUGCUCGGCCAAGAACUGACAGGAGAACUGCCGUUUCGCAAGGUGCUGCUGCAUGGUAUCAUCUGCGACGAGCACGGACGGAAAAUGUCCAAGAGUCUCGGUAACGUCAUCAAACCGGAACACGUGAUACAUGGCAUAUCCCUGGAACGGUUGGAAGCGGAAACGGAUGCCUCCUUCAGGCAGGGCAUACUGUCGGAACCGGAACUGAAGAAAUCGCUUGCCGGACAGCGGAAGAUGUUCCCCAAUGGCAUUUCGGAGAGUGGCACCGAUGCGUUGCGCUUUACUUUGUGUUCAGUGAACGUGAAGAACCAUUUCAUACACUUCAACGCACAGGAAGCGCAUACCAAUAAGCUAUUUUUCAACAAAAUCUGGCAAGCGACACGUUACACGCUCGGUUGCCUAGAACGUUUUCCUUUGGCAACCAAACAAACCCUUCAAGAAGCUAACCGUUUGUCCAUGAUGGAUAGAUGGAUUUUAAGUCGUCUCGCAAGCACCAUACAAGUUUCCAAUGAAGCAUUCGAAGCAUACAAUUUUCAUCUAGCAACCGCGGCGCUGAAAACGUUUUUCUACACCAACCUCUGUGAUGUCUAUUUGGAAACGACUAAAAUCAACAUGAAAACCGAACACGCAGCUAAAGCCUCGGUGCAAUGCGCUGUGCUUCAUCAUUGCCUUACGACCGGGUUAUGCCACUUGGAACCGUUCGCUCCCUUCCUAGCAGCGGAGCUUCUCUCACAUCUGGCCGUGGAAACCAAGACAGAUGCAUCGUACCAACCAAAGAUCGAUUCUGAGCUUGAAACGAACGUGGAUCAGUUGUUACUCAUUUGCCAGCACAUACGACAAUCGAAAAACGAACACACCAUACCAAUCGUACGGAAACAUAAUCCGGUAGCUCAUAUCUACGUCAAACGGAGCGGUCUUUAUGAUUUAGUGCACUCGCAACGAACGAUAGUAAGUCAGCUAACGCAUUGCAACAAUGUUCUACUACACACCGAGCAGGCAUCGUUCGAUCGAUUGCGGUUAAACUUCGCGGUGCAAUCUUCCGUCAACCACGAGUGUACCGUUGGAGUGGUAGCCGAUGGACUGAGUGUUUCGUCGAAGGAUAACGGCGGAGCAGCAAUGGCGGCUCACACCAAGAAAGUACAGAAAUUGGAAGUUGAAAUCGAAAAACUGUGCAAAACCAUAAACAACGAAGGUUACCGGAAGUCGGCGAGCGAAGCGGUACAAAAAAGACACCAACAGCGGCUAAAAGAACUACAAAAACAGCAAGAAGAAAUGAUAAAAAUGGCCCCACAAAGAUAG
Anopheles cruzii is the source of this 2946-nucleotide messenger RNA. RefSeq names its product valine--tRNA ligase (gene ValRS-m). The record is from RefSeq and is a predicted model, not a curated record. Gene Ontology annotation, molecular function: valine-tRNA ligase activity; ATP binding; aminoacyl-tRNA deacylase activity. Gene Ontology annotation, biological process: valyl-tRNA aminoacylation. Lineage: Eukaryota; Metazoa; Arthropoda; Insecta; Diptera; Culicidae. The transcript is spliced from 4 exons. Gene Ontology annotation, cellular component: cytosol. The coding region runs from base 1 to 2946 and encodes 981 amino acids.